CGUUAUUGCCUUGUUAUGCGCUGCGUCUGUUCUGCAACGGCAUGCGUUGCUUUCUAUCCUCGAAUUAGGGUUUUGGUUUUGUUUUUUCUGAAACUUGCGUUCUCUUCAUCUAGUUAGGGUUUAGGGUUCGGGUUUUGAUCUUUUUUAACCAUAAGCAGAUUUGAUUUGUUCAAGGUGAGGUUUCCUGGGGUAUAAUCUGGCUUUUGGGGAAUUUUUUACGGUUAAUUUGGUGAUUUAUAUCUAGUUAUGGUUUAAGAUUGCCUUUCUGAUUCGUUUUUGGUUAGGGUUUCUAGUUGAGAACAUUGUAUGGUCCUUCUCUGGUCGGGGACUUGAAUUUCUACAGUUGUUGAGGCAAAUUCGCUGAGGAAUCCAACUCUGGUUCAUAAUCUGCUUCAUCUAGGUUCUAUCCGUACUGGUUAGGAUUAUCUGGAAGGUUAGUGGAAUUUAUCUGUCGAAUUCUUCAUUUGGGUUUUAUCUCCUUAUCUUCAUAUCAAAGCAUACAUUUGAACGAUUUUUCAGCAGAAAAAUAUUUUAUCGUUUCUGUUGAGGAUAACGUAGAGGUUGUUUCUCUAGAUUGGUGAGUAUACAGGGAUUUGAAUUGGGCUUACUUGAAGGUUUGGGUGAAUUUUCAGUUUAUGCAGAGCCUUGAUGGUUUUAAUCAGGUUAUUUGUGUGGUCAUAAUAGACAAACUUAACUAAUUAUCGUUGGAGCUAUCAGAAGCCAUUGUUGCCUUUUGAACUGUGUGUCUUUUCACAGGCGUAUAAGCCCCAUCCUCCAUAGACGGGAAGGGUCCUGUUCGAUUUGUUGAAUUUAAGGGUUUGUCCCCUAUUGUAUUUCUACUGUUGAAAAUAACCACUUACCAUCAUUCUAUAGAAGAAACAUGAAAGCUCCUUCAGCUCCUAAGAAACGAAACAUCACUUUCCGAUAUGACAUAACAUCGAGCCUCUCAGCUGCUGGUGUCCCUUCUGUGCCAAUUCCAACCAGGCAAAAGAAGCUUCGGCGCUUACCCCACAUAUUUUCUAGGGUUUUAGAGCUCCCUUUUCGAUCUGAAGCCAAUGUUUUGGUCCAAGAAAAUCAUGAAUUCUUUCGAUUUGUAACUGGAACCAAUCUAGUAAGCGAAGAUGUGAGAGCCCAAUUGAUUGAGAUUAUCCCUGGGGUUACCAAGAUUGUUAUCAGAGGUAGCAAUAUGUUGGACUUAUCUCUAGAUGAAUUAGAGCUUGAUUUGUGGCGCUUUAGGCUCCCUCCUUGUGCCCAACCAGAGCUAGCUAGUGCUGCUUAUGUGGAUGGAAAGCUUAUUGUCACCAUUCCAAAAGGCCCAUCAUCUGAUGAUGAUGAUGGUUCUGAUAAUAUUGACAUAGAAACAGGGCAGAAUGGGGAAAAUUCAGGCAAUGACACAAACCCUAAUUUGCCAAAUACUCGUAGUCAGGGAAGUUUGGAUAGAGGAGGAGGAUUGAAUGAUGGGUUUGGUGGGGAGCAAGGAUCUGGUUUUGAUUCGGAGAUAGGAGGUUUGAAUGACGGGUUGGGUGGCGAGCAAGGAACUGGUUUUGAUUUGGAGAGAGGAGGUUUGAAUGAUGGGUUGGGUGGCGAGCAAGGAAAUGGCUUUGAUUCAAGCAAUUGGCCUGGAUCUUUGGCGUCGAACCAGUCUUCAGUGAGCCGCCCUCAAGCUUUGGGUGGUCAUCUUGUCCUUGUACAGUGAAAUCUUGAAUGUUUGAUUUCUUUAGCUCAUUUUUGUUUUCCAGUUUUUUCAUUUUUCCUGCAAUGGCAUCAAUUUCGGAGACUAUGAAAAUUUAUAUUUCAUAGAUUUCCAUCUUGUUUUGCUCUUUUUCUUCAAUGGUAUAUAUGAAUGUUGCAUUUUUCUUUAAAACUGGUAAGAUGCAGGCCUAGUACACUUUGACGACAAUUUUUUAUGUCGACUGUAAUUAGCCGGAUCUACAUUUGAUGGGGUGCUCUUCAUCUGUGGAAUGCUCUUACAAAAUGAUAUAUAGUCACUGAAAUGAAUGGUGUGUUCGUAUGUA
Messenger RNA from Amborella trichopoda, 2015 nucleotides. RefSeq lists its product as uncharacterized. NCBI's taxonomy places the organism in Eukaryota, Viridiplantae, Streptophyta, Magnoliopsida, Amborellales, Amborellaceae. The record is from RefSeq and is a predicted model, not a curated record.